AUGAAUAACAAUUAUCUUUAUUCCAACCAAGGAGAGGGUGAUCUACGAAUAUUUCCAACUGGACAUGAAAAUUAUCAAGAAAAUAUGCAAGAUGUUACUGGCAUGAGCCAUCCACCUUACUCACAGAAUAAGCAAAACUUUGACUACAAAGUAAUUCAACAAGAUGGUGGGCAGUGUCCACCUCAGAAGACAAACUUAAUGAACCAAUUCCCUCACUACUAUAACGGCCCUACACAGCCUAAUGCUUACAACACAAUUAAUUCUGGACAGCCAUGGAUACCACCACUAAACCAAAAUCAAACACCUAACUACAUAAACCAAGUAUCUCCCCAUGAAGCCGCCAGUCCUGUAAGCAUGAAUCGGCCCACUUCCCCACAGGUCAUGUCCAAUACUGCUCAGGCAGGGCAAGUCAAGUACCCCAUGCUCCACUACCAAAAACCUUCACCAGCUAUGGCUGGAAGCUGCACGUCUAUGAGUACCAUAUCCAGUGCUGGAAGCUGCACCAAUGCAAGUACUAUAUCACAGGCAUCCACUGGAAGCGAAGACUCAGAUGUUGUGGAUAACUCGAGCAUGAGUGAGCUUGAAGAAUUUGCCCGUGAUGUUAAAAAGCAGAGAUAUUUGCUCGGUUUAACCCAGGAAAACGUUGGGAACGGACUAGGAGUUUUAUACAAUAAAUCAUUUAGCCAGACAACAAUUUCAAGAUUUGAGGCUGUCCAACUGUCCCUGACUAAUAUGCGGAAACUGAAACCAAUGUUGAAGAAGUUUUAUGAUGAAGUUAAAACAAAUCCAGCUAUCCUCCAAGUUGUUGAAAAGGGAGAAAAUCCGAACAACUCUGCAAAAAAAACAAAACGCACAUUCAUUGAUAAGGCGACAAAGGAAAAGUUAGAAGAGAUUUAUAACCUGGUCCAUCAUCCCAGUAAAAUGGAAAUCGGAAAAAUUUCACACGAAAGGAAGCUAAAAAUUGAAGUUGUUAAAACAUGGUUUUGCAACCGUCGCCAGAAGGAUAAAAAGGAACUGAACAAACUACUGAAAGAGGCCAUGGCACCUGGUAACUUUGCUCAACCUAUUCCAGGUCCUAACACAGGAACCUGUGCCAUGCCACCAGUGGCCGUACCGCAACCCUGCCUAAUUGAUAUGACUGGAUCAAAUCGUACUCCGUAUAUGGCAAUAAACGACUACAAUGGACAAUUCAUCCAAUAUGCCACAUAA
Molecule: messenger RNA, 1209 nt
Organism: Pelobates fuscus (common spadefoot toad)
Lineage: Eukaryota; Metazoa; Chordata; Amphibia; Anura; Pelobatidae
Product: POU domain, class 5, transcription factor 1.2-like
Exons: 5
Coding region: 1-1209 (402 amino acids)
Biological process (GO): regulation of transcription by RNA polymerase II
Molecular function (GO): DNA-binding transcription factor activity, RNA polymerase II-specific; RNA polymerase II cis-regulatory region sequence-specific DNA binding
Source: RefSeq, a predicted model, not a curated record